GGUGAGGGAGCCAUGGCUGCUGCAGGGGGUCAAAUCCAGAAUCUUUGUGAUGAAGCCACUUGCUCCAUCUGCCUGGAUUACUUCAAUGAUCCAGUGACCAUCGCAGAGUGUGGGCACAACUUCUGCCGAUCCUGCCUGUACAUGUGUUGGGAGGAAUCGGAGGCAGGGGCUUCCUGCCCUCAAUGCAGACAAAGAGUUCAGAGAAGGAACCUCAUCUGCAACCGGCAACUGGCUAACGUGGUAGAAAUAGCCCAGAAUCUCAGCCUUCAAGAGGGAGAGGGAGGAGGAGUCUGCGAAGAUCACCAGGAGCCCCUGAAGCUCUUCUGCAAAGUCCACGAAGCCCCCAUCUGCCUGGUGUGUGACAGAUCAAAGGAACAUGAAAAUCACAAGGUGAUUCCUCUGAAGGAGGCUUUCAAGGAAUACAAGGGAGAGAUCUGUCACCACCUGAAGAUUCUGAGGGGAGAGAGAGAUGAAAUUCUGGCCUAUCAAGCAGACCUGGACGAGGAAAGCAAAGACCUCCUGGAAAUAACAGAAAUGCAGAGGCUGGAGACUGUGGAGAAGUUCAGACAACUGCACCAGCUCCUGGAAGAAGAAGAAAAACGUCGAAUGAAUCAUGUGGAAGAGGUGAAGAAGGAGAUUGCAGGGAAAAGGGAUGAGCAGCUGGCCAGACUCUCCAGGAAACUCUCCUCUCUUGAGAAGAUCAUCCAGGAGAUGGAGAAAAAGUGUCAGCAGUCAGCGAGUGAACUCCUGCAGGAUGUGAGAAGCACCUUGGAGAGGUAUGAGAACAGAGAGAGUCCAGAGAAGCCACUGCCUUUCCCUCCAGAACUGAGGAACUGGAUCUUGGAAUCCUGUGAACUAAAUCACCUUGUGGAGGAUGCAAUUAAACAACUGAAGGCAAAUGUGACUCUGGAUCCAGACACAGCCCACCCCUGCCUCAUCCUGUCCGAGGAUCGAAAAAGUGUCAGAUUGGGAGAUGAAAGGCAAGACCUGCCCACCAAUCCUGAGAGAUUCAACAAGUGGCCUUGUGUGUUGGGACUUGAGGGAUUCACAGCAGGCAGACAUUUCUGGGAAGUCAAUGUGGAAAGUGCGGAAUGGUGGGAAGUGGGGGUUGCCAGGAAGUCUGUGGGGAGAAAGGGCUACUUCUCCGUAAGGGAUGAGGGAGGAAUCUGGGCUGUGGGGAAGUGGGGAGAUGAGUAUAUGGCCUGCACUUCCCAUCUUGACUCUCCUCUGUCCCUGAAUGAGAAGCCCAGGAGGAUCCGGGUGACUCUGGGCUAUGAAGGGGGACGUGUGUCUUUUUCUGACGCUGACUCAGGAGCUGAACUCUACACGUUCUCAGGAGCCUCGUUCUCUGGAGAGACCCUCCUCCCUUUCUUUCGUCUGUGGGAAAAUGAAACCCACCUCAGUAUCUCCUGGAAGGGAAACUCCCAGUGGUUGAAUGGUGAGGGAGCCAUGGCUGCUGCUGGGGGUCACAUCCAGAAUCUUUGUGAUGAAGCCACUUGCUCCAUCUGCCUGGAUUACUUCAAGGAUCCAGUGACCAUCCCAGAGUGUGGGCACAACUUCUGCCGAUCCUGUUUGAUCGAGUGCUGGGGGGAAUCGGAGGCAGAGGCUUCCUGCCCUCAGUGCAGGCAAAGAGUCCGGAGAAGGAGCCUCAUUCCUAAUCGGCAACUGGCAAACUUCGUAGAAUUAAUCGAGAAUCUCAGGGAUCAAGGAGGGAAGGCGGAAGAAGGAAAAGGGAGACUCUGUGAGAAGCAUCAGGAGCCCCUGAAACUCUUCUGCAAGGAGGAUGAAGCCCCCAUUUGCGUGGUGUGUGACAGGUCCAAGGAGCACAAACAUCACGAAGUGAUUCCUCUAGAGGAGGCUUUCGAGGAGUACAAGGGAGAGAUCUGUCACCACCUGAAGAUUCUGAGGAAAGAGAGAGAGGAAAUUCUGGCCUAUCAAGCAGACCUGGACAAGGAAAGCAAAGACCUCCUGAAAUUAACAGAAACGGAGAGGCUGAAGACUGUGGAGAAGUUCAGACAACUGCGCCAGUUCCUGGAAGAAGAAGAAAAGCGUCUCCUGAAUCAUGUGGAAGAGGUGGAGAAGGAGAUUGCAGGGAAAAGGGAUGAGCAGCUGGCCAGACUCUCCAGGAAUCUCUCCUCCCUUGAGAGGAUCAUCCAGGAGAUGGAGGAAAAGUGUCAGCAGCCAGCGAGUGAACUCCUGCAGGUAAGACGGUGGCAGGAACAGCCCAAGGCUCCAGGAAAAGGCUGCCUCCUAUCCUUUAUGUGCCCCUUUCAUGUAUACAAGGAGUUCAGGGGCUCAGUUGAUGGAGCCUCUAGUCAGAUUUGUAAUGGACAGGAAGACCCAAGAGACCUGGGAUGCUUAACUCACCAGAAUGAUGGAGAAGGUGCCAGAAUGGGGCCAUUCAUUGUUUUUCUUUUCACCAGGUAUGAGAAAAGAGAGAGUCCAGAGAAGCCACUGUCUUUCCCUCCAGAACUGAGGAACAGGAUCUUGGAAUCCUGUGAUCUAAAUCACCUUGUGCAGGAUACAAUGAAACAAUGGAAAGAUGCUGUGUUAAACAGAAAACAGAUUCAAAAGGCAAAUGUGACUCUGGAUCCAGACACAGCCCAUCCUGAACUCAUCCUGUCGAAGGAUCUGAAAAUCCUGCGAAGGGGAGACAAAAAUCAAGACCUGCCCAACAAUCCUGAGAGAUUCAAUGAGCAGCUUUCUGUGUUGGGACGUGAGGGAUUCACAGCAGGCAGACAUUUCUGGGAAGUCAAUGUGGAAAGUGCGGAAUGGUGGGAUGUGGGGGUCGCCAGGAAGUCUGUGAGGAGAAAGGGCGGCUUCCCCUUAAAGCCUGAGGAGGGGGUCUGGGCUGUGGGGAAGUGGCUUGGUGAGUACUGGCCCUGCACCUCCCCUGAUGACUCUCCUCUGUCCCUGAGGAAGAAGCCCAGGAGGAUCCGGGUGACUCUGGACUAUGAAGGGGGACGUGUGUCUUUUUCUGACGCCGACUCAGGAGCGGAACUCUACACGUUCUCAGGAGCCUCGUUCUCUGGAGAGACCCUCUUCCCUUUCUUUCAUCUGUGGGGGAUUAAAACCCACCUCAGUAUCUCAUGAGGAGACAAAAUCUGCCUCUCAGGCCCAGCAGGAGUUUCUCUCCAGACCAGAGUGACUGAUAUAAAAAACAUUUACCUGCCAAGAGCACGUUGGGCAGUUUUUCAAGGGGACUUUGAGAGGAUUCAUUCCAGUCAAAAUCAGCAGAAAUAACAAAACAAAAAUGGGUUGUUAUGGCUUUGCAUUUUCCUUCCUUUUCCCGUAAUUCCCUCUGCAGCUUACUUCUUAAAGAGAUAGUAAUACUUUUACCGUAACAGUCCCAAUAAGUAAUAUUUUCCUCACCUUUGGCAGAGCACAAGACUUUUAAUCCGAGGGGUGUGGGUUUGAGCCACACGUUGGGCAAAAAAUUCCUGCACUGCAGGGGGUGGGACUAGAUGACCCUUAGGGUCCCCCACAACUCUGCAAUUCUAGGAAACCUUCCUCUCCCCACAAGACCUUAUGCAGCUGUGAAAAUGCAUGCAUCAUUGGAUUAACAGAGGACUAAAAAAUGAACCCCUUCACCCAUGUCAGGUAGGAUAGCUCCUUCCUCUGGAGACCUUAGACAGGAAGAAAAUGUAAAAGAAAUUGAACAGGGCAUCUGCUUCAAAUGCCCUCUGCAAAUACAGCCUCGCCAUCUCCACACUUUGUCAGAAAUAAACCUCAUUGCAUUGAGUGGGGCUUCUGCCCUGUUAUAAAUGUGUUUUGGGUUGAUGCAUUGACGUUCCUUAUUUACAAGCUAGAUCCUGUCUAUCGGGGGCAUCAAAUGGGGUGUCCUCUGGAUAGUGCUGGACUCUUAAUCUAAGGGUCACCAGAUUGAGCACCACGUUGGGCAAAAGAUUCCUCCAUUGCAGAGAUCCAUACUAGAUUACCCUUGUGGUCCCUUCCAACUCUGCAAUUCCAUGAUUUUAAGUUGGUUGCCAUCUCUGCCUUCCAAUGGCAGUGAGUUCAAU
Molecule: messenger RNA, 4019 nt
Organism: Zootoca vivipara (common lizard)
Lineage: Eukaryota; Metazoa; Chordata; Lepidosauria; Squamata; Lacertidae
Source: RefSeq, a predicted model, not a curated record